AUGAACAUGAACCUGGUAAAAGCCUGGGGACGACAACACUGUGUUGGAAGAUACUGUGUGACUCUCAGUGAGCAAGAACUUACAGCAGAGGCUGGACUCUGUGUUGUGAUCCCAUGUUCUUUCACUACUGCUGAUGAGUUUACACCCAAACAUACAGUUUGGUACGAAUGUGAAGCAUCUCAACACAGCUGCAGCGAUGCUGACAUAAUAUUUCACAGCAACAAAAACACUGAGAAAAAAGCUCAGGCUGAGUUUGAAGGACGAGUCUCACGUUUGGAGCCUGAUGUGACUCAAAAAAACUGCAGCAUCAUCAUUAAUGAUCUGAAAGAGUCUGAUUCAGGAUCAUAUCAGCUCAGAGUUACUGGUGAACUGAAUGGAAAACAAGAUGGAUUCACAUUCAUUCCUAGAGUAACUGUCUCUGUUAAAGGUCUUAAUCAGAAGCCCACAGUAAUGAUUCCCACACUGACUGAGGGACAGCAGGCCACACUGACCUGCACUGCUCCUGGUCUCUGCUCUGGAUCUGUUCCUCAAAUCACCUGGACAUGGAGAGGAGCAGGAGGGACUGAAUCUUACAUUACAGGAAAUAGCACUGCGUUUAAGACUGAGGGUCUGACUCCUUUCACACAAAGACAUGUGUCAACUUUGACCUUUAACCCUUCAUCUGAAAACCACAACACCAAUGUGACCUGUAAAGUACACUUCAUUGGCAAAAUAAUGAAAGAAGAGACUUUGGGUUUGAAUGUGAACUAUAUGAAAAAAUUUCAAAUUACUGGCAUCACAACUGUUAAAGAGGGAGACAAUCUGAAUCUGACCUGCAGUGUUGAAAGUUUCCCUCCAUCUCUGAUUUUAUGGUCUAAACUUGGUUCUGUCACAAACCUGCACAAUGACACUGGAUCAGCCAAACUUGCCAUCCAGAAUGUGACAACAGAAGAUUCUGGACAGUACAUCUGUACAGCAACACAUCUGGACACAACUAUGACUUCUUAUGUCAAUGUGACUGUGACUUAUAAAAGGAAACCUCAGAUCAUCGGGAAUACAACAAUCAGGGAGGGAGAUGUUCUGAAUUUGACCUGCAGUGUUGAAAGUUUCCCUCCAUCUCUGGUCAUGUGGUCUAAACCUACUUCUAAGCCAAGCCGACACAAUGAAACCUACACUGACGCGCACAAUGACACUGGAUCAGCUACACUUGUCAUCCCAAAUGUGACAGCAGAACAGUCUGGACAGUACAUCUGUACAGCAACACAUCUGGACACAACUAUGACUUCUUAUGUCAAUGUGACUGUGACUUACACAAGAAGACCUUGGAUCAUUGGAAACACAACUGUGAAGGAGGGAGAUGUUCUGAAUCUGACCUGCAGUGUUGAAAGUGUCCCUCCAUCCCUGGUUGUGUGGUCUAAACUUGGUUCCAACACAAACCUGCACAGUGACACUGGAUCAGCCAAACUUGCCGUCCUGAAUGUGACAACAGAAGAUUCUGGACAGUACAUCUGUACAGCUAAAUAUAUGAACACUACCCUUAAGGAUAAAUUCAACAUAACAGUGAUAUAUAAAAGGAAACCUCAGAUCAUCGGGAAUACAACAAUCAGGGAGGGAGAUGUUCUGAAUUUGACCUGCAGUGUUGAAAGUUUCCCUCCAUCUCUGGUCAUGUGGUCUAAACCUACUUCUAACCCAAGCCGACACAAAGGAACCUACACUGACGCGCACAAUGACACUGGAUCAGCUACACUUGUCAUCGCAAAUGUAACAACAAAACAGUCUGGACAGUACAUCUGUACAGCAACACAUCUGGACACAACUAUGACUUCUUAUGUCAAUGUGACUGUGACUUGUAAGUAG
Maylandia zebra (zebra mbuna) is the source of this 1836-nucleotide messenger RNA. The record is from RefSeq and is a predicted model, not a curated record. Lineage: Eukaryota; Metazoa; Chordata; Actinopteri; Cichliformes; Cichlidae.